AUGAUUUCCUCCUCUUCUUAUCAGCAUAUAUUUGACGAGGAUGACACCUACAAUGCCAAAUUUUUUCAAUCAAUAGCUAUUUAUAGUCUUCAAAUUGAAUUUCUCAUGGCAAAAAUAGGAGCUGUUUUGAACAUACUUCAUAUAUUUAUUUUGACUAGAAAAUCUAUGAUGAUAUCUUCAGUGAAUUCGAUUAUGAUCGGAAUUGCAAUUUGUGAUUGUAUUUGUAUGAUUAUUAUCGUUAAAAAUGGGAUUUUGGUUAGGAGUUUGGUGCAAGAAUGUGCACCACCGCUGUCUCAGUUCGAAGCUCAAUUUGAUUUUUUCUUAACGGCAGUGCAUAACGCGCUCCGUCGAUGUUCUGCGUGGCUUGGAAUGCUAGUUGCAGUGGUCAGAUAUUUUGUAAUAAGAAAUGUUACUAAUAUCAGAGCCCAAGUUUCGAUACCAAAAUAUGGCGUCAAAGUGUCUAUAAUUGCAUUUUUCACAAGUUGCGUGGCAUCAAUAUUCUUCUAUUUUCACGUGGAUAUUCUUGAAGUCGCUACAUGGACUCCAAAAUCUGAUUGCGAAGACUUCACAGAUAUGACCGCUAGACCUGUUCAUGGACAAGUUUCCAAUGAAAUAUUUGAAUGGAACAAUGCCCUUUUUGCAAAACUUAGAUUAUAUAUGGAGUGCGUAUUCUCAAAGCUGAUCACAUGCUUUGCGUUGCCAAUUCUUUCCGGUCUGCUGAUUACUGAAAUGAAAAAGUCUGCGGAAGUAUCAAUAAAAAGUUUUAAAAAAUCACGUAAAGAUCUAACAACAGUAAUCACAAUUUGUAUAGCAAUUUCCUAUUUUGUAUCAGAGUUUCCUCUGGGAAUAAUUUACUUCUACAAAGCAGUCUGGAGAGGCAACUUGACGUAUUUAAACCUUGCAGAAAACGUAAAGUUAUUCUGCCAUUCCUUGUUCACUAUAAACGCUUCAAUUCAUUGUCUCAUAUGUUUUUCAAUGUCUCAUCAGUAUCGAAAAACAUUUUUCAAGUGUUUAAAGAAUUUAAAUUGUUUGAGUAAAAAGGUUCAGGAAUAUAUUUUUAACAUAAUUUUUAUGGCUACGUUUUAG
Molecule: messenger RNA, 1086 nt
Organism: Caenorhabditis elegans
Lineage: Eukaryota; Metazoa; Nematoda; Chromadorea; Rhabditida; Rhabditidae
Gene: srw-89
Product: G-protein coupled receptors family 1 profile domain-containing protein
Exons: 5
Coding region: 1-1086 (361 amino acids)
Biological process (GO): G protein-coupled receptor signaling pathway; signal transduction
Cellular component (GO): membrane
Molecular function (GO): G protein-coupled receptor activity; G protein-coupled peptide receptor activity
Source: RefSeq, marked reviewed